AUGAUUAACAAACAUGUUGAACGUGCCAAUAGAGUAAUUACAGUAUUAUUUUAUUUGGGUUCCACUUUAUUAUUUAUAUUACUUAUCCUAUCAGGCUCAAUAAACCAUUUCCCAAUCAACAAGUUUUAUUGGUUAUCAGCAAAUACUUCAAACAUUCCAGGAGCCCCAUAUGAUAUCUCUAGAUGGACGUUUUGGGGGUUAUGUGCUGAGAAAAAUGAUAAAAAUGUUUGUUCAAACUAUCUAUCACCAGCCUACCCUAUCUCUCCAAAGGAUAAUUUUGAUACCACUACAAACUUACCACCUUCAUUUGUAAGCAACAGAUCAACUUAUUUUUAUUUGACUAGAUUUGAUUUUGUAUUUUUCUGGCUAGGUUUGAUUUUCACCGGUGUCAACACUAUUUUAUACAUUUUCACCUUUUGCUCGUAUUCUUUUACUAAGGUUGUUUGGUUUUUACAAAUUUUGGCCUCUGUCUUCACCAUAUCAGCAGUUUGUAUGCAAACCGCUGCUGUUGCUAUGGCCAAAAAUGCUUUCAAAAAUUAUGGAGAUGAUGUCUCUAUCGGUCCUGCUUUAAUGGGUAUUUCAUGGGCCAUUCUAUUUUUAACUAUUUGUUUGUUUUUCAUGACAGGCGGUACAUUUAUUAAAAAAGGAUACAAACACCACCAAAACUAUGUAGAGAUGUCUAAAUAUAAGGAAGAUGCGUUAAAGUACCAACAGUAUAUGAAUUCAACAAAACCAAUAAAUACUGAUAACGCUAGUAAUCCUACGGACCCUUAUAGCUUGCCAAGCACCUACGAUGAAGGUUAUCAACAACAAAAUGCUGAAAAACAACAACAACAACAACCUGUUGAUAUUAUCCAAAAAUCUGCUGGUGUUAUUCAACAAAAUCCAAAAAGUAGUGUAAAGUUUUUUCACUUUAAAAAAACUAAAAAAAUUCCCCAUAAUGAUGACGGAUCUGUGUAA
This is a messenger RNA of Saccharomycodes ludwigii, 960 nucleotides long. It is a transcript of the gene SUR7, whose product is annotated as Sur7p. The transcript has a single exon. NCBI's taxonomy places the organism in Eukaryota, Fungi, Ascomycota, Saccharomycetes, Saccharomycodales, Saccharomycodaceae. Gene Ontology annotation, cellular component: membrane raft; plasma membrane; cell cortex. The coding region runs from base 1 to 960 and encodes 319 amino acids. Gene Ontology annotation, biological process: fungal-type cell wall organization; endocytosis; cortical actin cytoskeleton organization. The record is from RefSeq and is a predicted model, not a curated record.